AUGUCUGUCAGCGUACAACAAUUAGCACCACCCUUCAAAGUCAAAGCAAGAUAUGGUUGGUCAGGUCAGGCAAGGGGUGACCUAGGCUUUUUAGAGGGUGAUGUCAUGGAGGUGACUAAAAUUACUGGCGAUUGGUUCUACGGUAGACUUUUAAGAAACCGUAAAUGUUCUGGCUACUUCCCAAAUAAUUUUGUUAAUGUUUUGGGGGAAAAAAUGAAUCAAAACAAUGCAAAUGAAACUAAAGUCUAUUCAAAGUCUCAACCUACCUCUCCUGUAAAGGUUGUAAUUCCACCAAUUCCUGCUAGGUUAAACCCUCGCUCUUCAGUUUCGUCAUCUUCGUCAUCUUCGUCUCUUAGAGAUGUAAAGAAAAAAGAUUCGAGCAUGUACAAGAUUUCGCAGCAUCACUCAACACCAAACUUACCUGAAGUACAUGUGCACGAUAAACUUGAUUAUGGGAGGUACAAGAAUACACGGACAAAAAAGAGAACCUCUCCUGAAUUUAAUCGCUAUAUUAACGAAGCAGAUAACAUCCCUCCUCUUCCUCCGAUCCCAUGUGCCGACAAGCAUCAUGGCAAUCUUACACAACAAAAGAUGCCUAAAUCUUCCUCCCUUAACGAUGUUUCUACAACACGAAGUGCAAGGGAUCCUCGCAUAAGUCAUAAUGGUCUUCAAGCUUAUAACGGUGAUAGAAAUUACUAUUACUCUCCUUCAAAGAGGUCAUCAGUAACUGAUGAUUCAAAUUCAAGUGAUCUAUUCUCUAAUUCUAAAUAUAUGGACGGUUCUACCACUAGUAGCGAAGAUAGUUUCGCUCUUAUGAGUGAUUUUAGUGCCACAAGUGCGGGCAGUUUAGCAAGACAUAGAUUUGCUCAAUCUUUUUCAGAUUCCCUAGAAAGAUCUCAAACAUUUUCCUCAUUAGAGUCAAUAAAUUCGGGAUCUGGAAAUGGUAAAAUGGGUGGAAUUCUAAGGAAAUUAAUGCCAAGAGGGCAUCCAAAUUACUCAAAUUCGCCGAACAGUCCAAUUUCACCUACAGCAGAAUAUCCAAAACUCCCAGAUAUUCAAAAUUUGAAAAUAACUUCCACACACGAUGAUGCCCGUGACUGGUUGACAGUCAAAGCCCAACUUAAUAGAUCACGAUCAUUAACAAAAUACGAAAAACACCCUAGGUAUAUCAGAGUUCUAGAACAAAAUCACGACCUGGUUUUACACCCCCAAGAUGCCGUCAGUAAUGGGCUCAAUACGAAUGAGGUCAGAUAUAAUGGUCAACCUGGUCUUAUCGACAUAGAACUUGCAGGUUUGAACUUGGAAUAUAUUGACGAUAUGACUAGAAAAAGAUGCAUCAAAGAUGGAUCGAUGACCCUAAGCACUUGGUCACAAACCACUUUUUCUGCAAGAUAUUCUACAACUGCAGAAACACUAAGAGGUAUAUACAUUUUCUGUGCCGAGACCUUCGAACUAGUUGACGAUAAUGGUGGUACAGAUUUUUCGAAACCACCUAGAGACUUGGAAAAAAUUCUUUACAGCAGACACUGUACCCCGUUUCAGCUAACAUGUCUCUUCAAAGAGCUCUCGAAGGCAUUGGGAAUAACAUGCGAGAUGGUAUACGGUUUUUUAAAGACGCCUGUUAAUGACAAUAGCGAUUACAAAUACAACCAUUGCUGGUUGCGUGUUUUAGUCAACAAAGAGUGGAGAUUCAUUGAUAUCAUUUUGGGUAAUAUAUCUAAUCCUAUUCAUGAGUUCGUGAACAACAAAAAGAUAACAAAGGCAGAAGACGAUUAUUUCCUGGUUGAACCACUACAAUUCAUCUACACACAUAUUCCGCAAAGAGAAUAUGAACAGCAUAUUAUUCCAAGCAUUGAUAGAUUAUCAGCAUUAUACUUACCUUUAGUUUUUCCAUCUUUUUUCAAAUACGGUUUGAGUCUCUACAAAUUCAGCACAGCUCUGAGCUAUCUUGAAGAUUCUGAAAUUUACGAAUGUUCUUUGGAAAUUCCAAGCGAUGUUGAACUUUUCGCAUCUGUUGUUGUAUCCACAGAUGACGUUCAAAGGAAGCAUUCAUACGGGAAGAUGGAACUGGCUUUAGUACAAGUAAAAAGCCACAAAUCCGAUAGCACACGCAGAAUUGCCGUGGUUAAAGCAGUCCUGCCUCCUGGUGUCAAAAAAGGUUCCCUUUACCUUCAUGCCGGGUUAAGAGGCGAACAAACUUCUGUCGUGAACGUUCAUCCAUUGAGCAUGAUGGUGCCUUUGUAUCAUAGCGGCACGGAAAUGAAGUAUGAGUUCACUGUUAGAAAACCAUCAGAGAGUAUUCAAAAAGUUGAAAUGUAUAUUGUUGAGCCUCAGAAUAGGUACCUCUUUCAAAACAACGAAUAUAACUUCGAAAUCAUUCAAAAAUCCUUCGAUGGAAUAAUUUACGAGCGUUCAUCGCCCACAAGAAAUCGCAGACAACCAAUGAUCAUAAAGGCACCCUCUGGAAAGAGAUACGAAUUUGAGAAGAAUGAUCCACAUUUUGCAUACGGUACAUCCAGGACAACUAUUACUGUGAAAGAGCCGGGUAUCUGGAAAGCGCUCGUGGCUGCCGAUUCAGGUUGCGGAUCGUGUACCUUUGCUGAAUGGCUAUGUCUAUGA
Molecule: messenger RNA, 2619 nt
Organism: Zygotorulaspora mrakii
Lineage: Eukaryota; Fungi; Ascomycota; Saccharomycetes; Saccharomycetales; Saccharomycetaceae
Gene: CYK3
Product: Cyk3p
Exons: 1
Coding region: 1-2619 (872 amino acids)
Molecular function (GO): protein binding
Source: RefSeq, a predicted model, not a curated record